Messenger RNA from Daktulosphaira vitifoliae (grape phylloxera), 3663 nucleotides. RefSeq names its product scavenger receptor class B member 1 (gene dsb). NCBI's taxonomy places the organism in Eukaryota, Metazoa, Arthropoda, Insecta, Hemiptera, Phylloxeridae. Gene Ontology annotation, molecular function: scavenger receptor activity. Gene Ontology annotation, cellular component: cytoplasm; membrane. The record is from RefSeq and is a predicted model, not a curated record. The transcript is spliced from 11 exons. Bases 694 to 2481 code for a protein of 595 amino acids.
UUAGUGAAAUUAUUGUGGUACAUUAAUUGCCGUCAAUGACGAACGUAGACUGUUUUGCAUAUUUUAUUACGUAGGUUUGAUGAUUUUUCUAAUAACUCGUGUAACGUAAAUGCCCGUUACCAUCAACACCCUCAGUAAGGUCAACCAGUGUAGUACAGCGGUGACGACGUCAAAUCGAAUACUAAAUACACAUUAUUUUUUAAUAAAAAAAAACCCCAUAAGGAAGUAAGCUGAUUUGCUAUACACGUAAAUACGAAAAACGUUUGUGAUUAACAAUCCAGCUAGAAUGAUUUAUUUAAUGGUCUUUAACAAAACAAAUUUUAUAUUUUAACGUUCAUUCAGUAACCGACCGGCGACACUUAAACACACAUUAAAUAUACACGUGCGUAUGUGACAGUGAUCAAUUUUUAGUUACAUUUGAAACAGUGUGCGUUAUUUUUAGUAAAUCGCAAACUCGUUGUUAAAUUACUUUUGUUUUAUCUUAAAAUACUGUUCGUUGAUUUUGCGAGUGUUUAAAUGUGCUCAUUGAUCGGAUUACUUGGAUUACUCUCAUUAAUGUCGUAAUAUUUUUAAAAAUACUAUUGGACUCACUCAAGGCGGUUGCCCGAGAGCACCGCGAAUGGGAUGCAAAGUCAUCGUGGAUAUCAUCUGAACACUGUCGACGAACUCAGCCGAUAAGCAACCGAAACCAAAAUGGGUCUGACUUCGAUAAAGCUGCCGUACCAAUCGUCAAAGAAUCGGUUAUUUGGUGUGCCACCACGUCGUAUGUCGUCGGCUAGUUUCCAACCGAUACCGACUUUCAACGUUAAUGAUCCUUUCAACAACGAUUAUCAUCGGGCACCCAACCGGCGAAAUGUGAACGCCAGAAGGAAUGCCGUGCCAAUCAAUAUGCUCGUGUCUCAGAGAGGGAUAAGCAACAGUCGAUUAGCAGUAAUUUUAGUCGGUGUUGUUGCCUUAAUAGCAGGAUUGAUACUGUCUUCAGUUCCUUGGGUACAUUACAUAGUAUUAAAAAACUUAAAACUUUGGAAUGGUACGCUAAGUUAUCAUUACUGGCAAAAACCCGGAGUUUUAAGACUGACAAAAGUAUUCAUAUUUAAUGUCACCAAUCCGGAUGGUUUUUUGCAUAAUGGAGAAAAACCAAAACUUCAAGAAGUUGGGCCAUUUGUUUACAGAGAAGAUAUGGAAAAAGUAAACAUAAAAUUUCAUAAUAAUGGAACUGUAACUUAUCAACAUAAAAAAAUUUUAGAGUUUAUGCCUCAUUUAUCAGUUAUAGCAAACGAUGAAGUAAAAUUAACUGUUCCAAACAUUCCCUUAUUAACAUUAACUACGCAAGCUAACAGUUUACCGUCAUUAUUAAGAAGUUCACUCUCUGCCAUAUUAAGGUUUUCUAGUCUUACUCCUUUCAAACACGUAACUCCACAGCAAUUAGUAUUUGGAUAUGAUGACCCGUUGACUUCUUUAGCCAAUACUUACUAUCCAAAAGGGAAAAGACCGCCCAAACAGAUGGGAUUAUUCUUAUUAAGAAAUGGAACACUGAAUGAAGUUUCAACGAUCUACACCGGUCACACUGGAAUGGAUAAAUUUGGACUUCUCGACCGAAUAAACGGAAUGGACGAGUUGCCAUUUUGGAAAGGUUCACCUUGUAAUUCCAUUAGAGCAUCUGAAGGUUCGUUUUUUCCUCCGAGAGAGAUAACAAAGUCUGACAUAGUGCAUAUUUACGACAAAGAUUUGUGUCGAGUUUGGGCCCUAAGAUAUCGCAAAGAUAUAGUCAAAGACGGCGUGACAGCUGGAUACUACACGCCUGAUGAUAAUUUAUUAGAAACUUCUGCGGUUAAUCCUGAUAAUAAGUGUUUUUGUGAGGAUAGUACUGAUUGUACCAUUAAAGGGUUACAAUACAUUGGACCAUGUCAAUUCAAUGCUCCAGUAUACUUAUCUUUUCCUCAUUUCUAUAAUGCCGAUCCAAAGCUAUUGGAGGACGUCGAAGGAUUACAACCUGACCAAGAAAAACAUGAAACUUUUAUGAAAAUUCAACAGAGAUUAGGAGUACCCUUAGAGGCAAGAGUUAAGGUUCAGCUUAACUUAAAAGUUGAACAAUCAAAUAUUUACCCUACAUCCAAUUUUAGGAGUAUAGUUUUUCCAAUUAUGUGGCUUGAAGAGGGUGUAGGAGAUUUACCAGAAAAUAUACAGCGUUGGAUAUAUUUAGCCACUACUUUUGUAGAUACGGCUGUCCCUUUAUUCACUUAUGGAUUAAUACUUGGAGGUACAUUAAUACUUGUAACUGUAUUUGUUCGUACUUAUCAUCAAAUAGUAUUUAAUCGUGAAAAUAUUGAACGGGGUACCCAGAGAAUAUUAAGAAGAGGUAGCAGUAUUUUGAUCAAUGGACAGCAAAGAUUGCUUAUUGUGCGAGACUCUUAUCAUCGAUUAAGUCAAGGUAUACAAGAAACUGAUGUAGAUGCUCAACAACUAUUAUCUCCCGAAUAGUUUGAACAGUUAUCGUACAAUUAAUUGAGUGAACGAUUAUUUGGGGUUUUAAAAUAAAUAGUGAAAAUCAUGCAAGGUAUUCAAAUCAAAUUAUAUGAAUAAAAUGUAAUGAUUGAUGAUCUUUAUAUUUGAUAAACCUCUUAACUGUGAUAUCAGCAACAAUAAAAAAAAUUCGUAAGACACUAAAACAAAAGAAUUUCUUGAAUCAGACUGUGAUACGAAUAAUUUUAUUUAGAUGAAAACAAUAUUUUUUUAAUUUUUAUAUUAUAUUAUGAAUAAGAAACAAAGUAAAUCAAACUUCAAGAUUAUAAUAUAUUAAUUUAUGAAUCCAUCGUUUUUUCGAUUGUCUUUAUUCUUAAAGAAACUUUUUAUAUUAUAUUAAUUAAUUUUUAUUAUAAAUAAUUUUUUUUUAAUGUAAAUAUCUUACAUUUUUUGACAUUUACGUAUAUAUGUCAAAUUGUAAGCAUUUUGACAUGCUAACUUAAACCAUACGCGUGUACUAUAAUGUUAGUAAAUGUAUUAAUUUAAUUUAAAUUAUUAAUGGUUCGUAUUCAAAUUAUAGUAAUAUAAAAAAUUUGCAAUACAACCUUAAAAUGGAACCAAAUGUUAAACGAUAAUAUCUGUAUAUUUAAAAAUUUUCAGUAUUUUACUUAUUAUUAUACAAAAUUAGUUUUAAGUAUUAGUAUAAUUUUGUUAUAAUUGUACAUUAAAUCUAUUUGUUGUACUACGUCCAUUCAUAUGUACUUUUCACUUCAUCAUAAUACAAUUAUCAUAAAAUUGAGUAACAAAUUUUUAAAAAUUCUUAAAAACAUAAAAGCUCAAUUGAAAAUUUAAAUUAAUAAUAUAGUUAUUAAAAAUAUUGCACACCCAUAUUGCUCAAGUAGGAAAUCAAAUUUGUUGAAAAUGUUUAUCAUUGUUACCAUAUGAAUAUUAAAGAUAAGAGUUUAGCAUUUUUUUUAUUUGUUUAUUUUAUUAAGAAUUAUAUUUUUUAAGCCAAUAAUUUUUUAUGUAUGAUUUGGAACAGUACUUCAAUAUGUUUUAGUAAAUGUUUUCCUGCAAUAAUUAUCGUACCAAACGUUUUUUGUUUUCACCGUGUAUUUCAUUAUUUCAAUUUUUUGUAUAGAUAAAUUUAAGGAAUGUAAUUUAAGUAUAAAUUGAUAAUGCACUUCGGGAUAAUAAAAU